GUCGAGACCACAGGAGGCUGAAACUUUGUGUCCAAAGAUUAACUGGAUCGCUUGGAAAUCGCUUGGAGAUCGGAAUGGCAAGUGGGCAGCGGUACCAGGGCAAGGUCGUCAUAGUAACGGGGGGUACCAGCGGCAUUGGCGAAGGCAUCGUGAGAGAAUUUGUUCACCAUGGAGCCAAAGUGGUCUUCUGUGCACCAGCAUCAGAAGAAGAAAAAGGAAAAGGUCUUGAGAGGGAACUUGCAGAAAGUGAUGGAUCUGGAGAAGGUCGCUUUGUGGUCUGUGAUGUUCUCUGUGAAGCAGACAUGAAGAGGUUGGUGUUGGUGACCAUAGGACAGUAUGGACAACUAGAUUGCCUGGUGAACAAUGCUGGCGGGCAUCCCCCUGAUCAAAGAAUUGAUGAUGUAUCUGCCCAAGAAUUCCGUAAUCUCAUGGACCUCAACGUUGUCAGUGGUUUCUUAAUGGCCAAGUUUGCGCUGCCCUACCUCCGGAAAACAAAUGGAAACAUUAUUAAUGUUGCGAGCGUUGUUGGUCACUUUGGACAAAAGUUAGCUGUACCAUAUGUGGCAACCAAGGGUGCUGUGAUUGCGAUGACUAAAGCUAUGGCUAUAGAUGAGAGCCAAUAUGGCGUCAGAGUCAACAGCAUCUCACCCAGCAAUAUUUGGACUCCCGGAUGGGAAAAGCUUGCAAGCCAGGCAGCCAGUGCAGAAGCAACGAUCAAGGAAGGCAAAGAUGCUCAGCUUAUGGGACGGAUGGGGACUCCAGCAGAGUGUGCAAAAGCCGCCCUCUACCUCGCUUCGGAUGCUACGUUUUGCACAGGGAUCAACCUUUUCCUCAGUGGCGGAGCUGAACUUGGCUAUGGGAGGAAGAGCCACCAAGACCCUAAUUCUGGUUUUGACAGCUAGCAAGAGCCUUCCGAGAUGGGACAAUUUUGGCAAAUUACACACACAUGUUGGGAGAUCUACUCCAGCUCCACUCUCAGCUAACUUCGUGAAACUGAAGUGGAACAGUUCCACUGCUGCAUUGAUUUGUGGUAGUAAAAA
Ahaetulla prasina is the source of this 1040-nucleotide messenger RNA. RefSeq names its product hydroxysteroid 17-beta dehydrogenase 14 (gene HSD17B14). Gene Ontology annotation, cellular component: cytosol. Gene Ontology annotation, molecular function: estradiol 17-beta-dehydrogenase [NAD(P)+] activity. The transcript is spliced from 9 exons. The record is from RefSeq and is a predicted model, not a curated record. Gene Ontology annotation, biological process: steroid catabolic process. NCBI's taxonomy places the organism in Eukaryota, Metazoa, Chordata, Lepidosauria, Squamata, Colubridae. The coding region runs from base 75 to 902 and encodes 275 amino acids.